This is a messenger RNA of Pygocentrus nattereri (red-bellied piranha), 8590 nucleotides long. RefSeq names its product ATPase plasma membrane Ca2+ transporting 4 (gene atp2b4). The record is from RefSeq and is a predicted model, not a curated record. Gene Ontology annotation, cellular component: membrane; intracellular membrane-bounded organelle. The transcript is spliced from 22 exons. NCBI's taxonomy places the organism in Eukaryota, Metazoa, Chordata, Actinopteri, Characiformes, Serrasalmidae. Gene Ontology annotation, biological process: regulation of cytosolic calcium ion concentration; calcium ion transmembrane transport. The coding region runs from base 1179 to 4904 and encodes 1241 amino acids. Gene Ontology annotation, molecular function: ATP hydrolysis activity; PDZ domain binding; P-type calcium transporter activity.
UCCCUGCCGCUUGUCAUCUCCCCUCUUUCGAUUUCCAGGCACGGCGCGGUGUCGUUUUGUUUUUUCCCCCAGUGGCGUAGCGUGGCGAGGCGAGGCGAGGCGGCUGCGUUUUCCUUCCCGCACGACUUUUUCUUUUUUCGUUAGGGAGGAGAAAAGAAGGAGCCCACCCACCACAAAAAACAACCCCAGAGUACACUCAGCCGUACCUUCGAACCGAAACGGAGCCAUACUCUCCAUCUAUCGUUAUCUCUCCCGCGGUUUGGUCUCCUCUUCGCCUGAGAAGAGAGAGAGAGAGAGGGAGAGAAAGGAAGGAAGGAAAAGAGAGGCUGGAUUUGUUUCGAAGAGGCGCCUCCUAUAGCCACUUACUUACUUCUCUUCUCGCGCGCGCUGCCCUUAUAUAAGACAUUUUCCCUUUCGCGUCCUGCCUCGUGGACUCCGAGCUUGAGCUUAUGAGGCUAAAAACGCCCAGUUGGGUGCAGUUUGGCGGCGGACUGGCGCUAACCGAACUUACUUUCCCCAGGGCUAACUGACCGAGCGCCAUUCUGUCAGCGGUCUCCAUAAGAAAAAGUGUGUGUCUGUUAAACCGUGUGGCCAGAAACGUCCGUAUCGAGCUGUUGUGAGUUUUGUUUCUGGAGUUGAGGUGUUUGUUUUCUCUUCUGAGAAAAAAGAUCGACUUGUUUAUUCUCCUCACGCCACCGUGUCGAAGGAGGGACGUUCCUUGGUUUAGACACUCGAAGGAAAGGACCGUUUUUUUCCACACUGAAGACUCAGGAGACUGGACGUACUUUCAUGCAGUGAAGAAGGAGGAGGAGGAGAAGAAGGAAGGUCCCGGGAGUUGCACGUUUCUCUGCGGUUCUCAAUGCCCCCUUCUCCCUGACAGGAAGGCCAUCAGAAAAGUUGCUGUGAGCUGAAGAAAGCCUGGGCUUCAAAGACGUGGUAACAUGCUCACCCAACCCAGCUUUUUUCAUCAGAGGUCUUUCCCCUAAUGGUCCUCUUCAACUUCCUGCAAGAAGACAGCAGAACUCUUCAUUCAUUUCUGCAGAACCUGAAAUCCGUUGAACCUGUUAGAAAUCUACUAUCCAUCAAAAGUAUCCCUCUUCUGUGAAGUUAAAUUUUGCGACAGGCCCACCCACAAAGUGUCAGAAGGAGUGGACUGAACCACAGCCAGGCAUACGAAAAUGGCCAACAACACUGCUGACCAUCUGCCGGGGAACUCUGUGGCCGAAGGCAACCAUGAUGGGGACUUUGGCUGCACAGUGAUGGAUCUUCGGGAGUUGAUGGAGCUUAGGAGUGCAGAGGCGGUCGGCAAGAUUAGAGACGUCCAUGGAGAUGUGCAGGGAAUCUGCCGCAGGCUGAAAACCUCCCCCAUUGAAGGGCUGUCUGGAAAUCCGGCAGACUUGGAAAAGCGCCACACAGCAUUCGGGAAGAACUUCAUUCCUCCUAAGAAGCCCAAGACCUUCCUGCAGCUGGUGUGGGAGGCGCUGCAGGAUGUCACCCUCAUCAUCUUGGAGAUAGCAGCCAUCAUCUCACUGGGCCUGUCUUUCUACCACCCACAAGGAAAUGACAGUAAUGCAUGUGGCCAGGUUGUUGGUGGUGUGGAGGAUGAAGGUGAGGCUCAGGCUGGCUGGAUUGAGGGCGCUGCCAUCCUGUUCUCAGUGAUCAUUGUGGUGCUGGUGACCGCCUUCAACGACUGGAGCAAAGAGAAGCAGUUCCGUGGGCUGCAGAGCCGCAUUGAGCAGGAACAAAAGUUCACCGUCAUCCGCAAGGGCCAGGUCAUCCAGAUACCCGUGGCUGAGAUUGUCGUUGGAGACAUUGCUCAGAUCAAAUAUGGUGACCUCCUUCCUGCUGACGGUAUUCUGAUCCAGGGCAAUGACCUGAAGAUUGAUGAAAGCUCACUCACUGGAGAGUCUGACCAGGUCAGGAAGUCCCUGGACAAAGACCCCAUGCUGCUGUCUGGAACACAUGUAAUGGAAGGUUCUGGGAGGAUGGUGGUAACUGCUGUGGGCCUGAAUUCCCAGACUGGAAUCAUUUUCACCCUUCUUGGAGCUGGUGGUGAAGAGGAGGAGAAGAAGGUGAAGAAGGGUAAAAAACAAGGAGCCAACGAAAAUCGCAACAAAGCUAAGACCCAGGAUGGCAUUGCCCUGGAGAUUCAACCGCUGAAGAGCGAAGAGGGGGCUGAGUCAGAGGAGAAAGAGGAGAAGGAGAAGGAGAUCAAGAAGGUCAACGUUACCAAGAAGGAGAAGUCAGUGCUGCAGGGCAAACUGACCAGGCUGGCUGUGCAGAUUGGGAAAGCAGGUCUAAUCAUGUCUGCCGUGACGGUCAUCAUCCUCAUCUUGUACUUUGUCAUCUAUACAUUUGGAGUGAACAAGCAAGAAUGGAAGGCAGAGUGCACACCCAUUUAUAUCCAGUACUUUGUCAAGUUCUUCAUCAUUGGUGUAACAGUGCUGGUGGUGGCUGUUCCUGAGGGGCUACCCCUUGCUGUGACCAUUUCUCUGGCCUAUUCUGUCAAGAAAAUGAUGAAAGACAACAACCUGGUUAGGCACCUGGAUGCCUGUGAGACUAUGGGCAAUGCUACUGCCAUCUGUUCUGACAAGACUGGCACGCUCACCAUGAACCGCAUGACCGUGGUGCAGGCCUACAUAGGUGACACACACUACAAGACUGUACCGGAGCCUGAAGCCAUCAACCCUGAGAUUUUGGAGCUCAUGGUGAACAGCAUCUCCAUCAACUCCGCAUAUACCACCAAGAUUCUGUCCCCUGAAAAGGAAGGUGGUCUACCAAGGCACGUGGGUAACAAGACAGAAUGUGCCCUUCUUGGGCUGGUGCUGGACCUGAAGAGAGACUACCAACCCAUUAGAGAUGAGGUUCCUGAGGAGAAACUCUACAAGGUCUACACCUUCAACUCCUCACGAAAGAGCAUGAGCACAGUUCUUAAAAAUGCAGACGGCUCGGGAUUCCGCAUGUACAGCAAGGGCGCCUCUGAGAUCAUCCUUCGAAAGUGUUCCCAUAUUUUGGAUGCUGCAGGCCAGCCCCGCGUCUUCAAGCCCAAGGACCGGGAUGAGAUGGUGCGUAAAGUAAUCGAGCCCAUGGCCUGUGAUGGCCUGAGGACCAUCUGUGUAGCUAAGAGGGAUUUCAUAGGUGAUGAACCUAACUGGGACAAUGAGGCAGACAUCCUUACUGACCUGACCUGCAUCUGUGUGGUGGGCAUUGAAGACCCUGUCCGUCCCGAGGUUCCUGAGGCCAUCGCUAAGUGUCAGAGAGCAGGUAUCACUGUGCGCAUGGUUACCGGUGACAAUAUUAACACUGCGCGAGCCAUUGCUACCAAGUGUGGCAUCCUGUUGCCUGGAGAAGACUUUCUCUGCCUGGAGGGCAAAGAGUUCAACCAACAAAUCCGCAACGACAAAGGAGAGGUGGAGCAAGAGCGUCUUGAUAAGGUUUGGCCCAAACUGCGUGUCCUGGCCCGUUCUUCUCCAACAGACAAGCACACUCUGGUAAAAGGCAUCAUUGACAGCACCGUAGGAGAGACCAGACAGGUGGUGGCAGUGACGGGAGAUGGAACCAACGAUGGCCCUGCUCUCAAAAAGGCUGAUGUUGGCUUUGCUAUGGGCAUUGCUGGGACAGAUGUGGCUAAGGAAGCCUCUGAUAUCAUCCUGACUGACGACAACUUCACCAGCAUUGUGAAAGCUGUGAUGUGGGGCCGUAAUGUGUAUGACAGCAUUUCCAAGUUUCUGCAGUUUCAGCUUACUGUCAACGUGGUGGCCGUUAUCGUUGCUUUCACUGGGGCCUGCAUCACACAGGACUCUCCACUAAAAGCAGUGCAGAUGCUCUGGGUGAAUCUGAUUAUGGACACGCUGGCCUCCCUGGCUCUGGCUACUGAGCCACCCACCGAGGCUUUGCUCUUGCGUAAACCCUAUGGCCGAGACAAGCCUCUAAUUUCCAGAACCAUGAUGAAGAACAUUCUGGGCCAUGCUGUCUACCAGCUAGUGGUCACGUUUACAUUGCUGUUUGCUGGGGAAAAGUUCUUCAACAUUGACAGUGGGCGUAACUCUCCUCUCCAUUCUCCCCCAUCUGAACACUACACCAUCAUCUUCAACGUCUUCGUCAUGAUGCAGCUCUUCAAUGAGAUCAAUGCCCGCAAAAUUCAUGGGGAGAGAAAUGUCUUUGAUGGCAUCUACCGUAACCCCAUCUUCUGCAGCGUUGUCCUAGGAACCUUUGCCCUGCAGAUCAUCAUCGUGCAGUUUGGAGGGAAGCCUUUCUCUUGCACAGCUCUAACCCUGGAUCAGUGGUUGUGGUGCAUUUUCAUUGGUGUUGGGGAACUGCUUUGGGGCCAGUUCAUCUCAGCCAUCCCCACGCACCGCCUCAAGUUCCUGAAGGAGGCAGGUCAUGGUAUCACAAAGGAAGAGAUCCAGCAAGAGGAGCAGACAGAGGACGUGGAUGAGAUUGACCAUGCUGAAAUGGAGCUGCGUCGGGGCCAGAUUCUGUGGUUCCGAGGCCUCAACCGCAUCCAGACUCAGAUGGACGUGGUUUAUACAUUCCAGUCGGGCCAAACGGCGGUCCCUGGUGCCCUGCGCCGCCAGCCCUCCGUGGUCAGCCAGCACAACGACGCAAAAACUGUUUCUAGCCCCACCCAUAUUAAGGUGGUCAACGCUUUCCGUAGCUCCCUGUACGAGGGCCUAGAGAAGCCAGAGUCUAGAAGCUCCAUCCAUAACUUCAUGUCCCACCCUGAGUUCACACCCCUGUCUGAGGAGGAAGUGCGGGUGCCCAUGAUCGAGGAGAGCAGUGUGGAGAUCGAGACACUUCCCUCUUCUUCCUCAUCCUCCUCCGCCUCUCCCAGUAAGGGCGGGGGAGGCCAGCCCCCAGGCAACCCCACCUCCCUUCUCCGCAGCCAUGAGUCCUCUGUCUGACCAGGGUCAGUCCACGUCUUCUUCAACCUGGUCUGCUCUUGCAAGCACCCACCCACUCCAACCCAACCCACCCCACCUCACCUACCAACCCCACCUGCCUUCCCAGUGCCCUAUUACCCUAUCUACCGGACGUCAGGGUCUGCCUACUUACACCAUAAAGGCAGAGACCCAGGACGGGCAACGGGUCAAAGUGACCCCCUCUCCUCUCCUGGCCCCCUGCAUCCCCCCUUUUUUCCUCCUCAUUGCACUGUGGUGUGUGGGCGCUUUGAAAGAAGCACACAUGCCGUCGCCCCAGGCCCGUGCCACAUGCACGGCCUAAACUCACCUAUAAGAGGGCGGCUAUUCUUCUCUCAGCCUGUCAUUGACAUUGUAUUUCUUUUGCAGGUUUGUUUGUUUCUUUUUUGACAUUUUUAUGCUAUCUCCAUGACUUGUGUCCCAGGACAUUUUCAUAAUGUUCUUUUUUUUUUUUUUUUUAAACUCUCAGACAUACAACUUGAAGCAUACAGUACAUAUGCAGUUAUGCUGUUCAUACAUGGUUUUAUUUCACUGACAUCUUCUGGAGGUUUGAAACACACGGGCGAUGUACAUCACUAUUUAGUAAUGUCUUUAUAACUUUUGCCCCGUAUUAUUAUUAUUAUUAUUAUUAUUAUUAUUAUUAUUGUUAUUUUUAAACUGCUACUUACAUGGAAUGUCUUAAGUGAUUCGAACACACUACAUUCUUGUCAUUUUUCAAAUACAUUCAGUCAUGUGUGAUGUUCUUGAGUGUAGCUCAUCCUUGGUUUGUCUCUUUUUAGUUUAUUAUUUUGGGUUUGCAUGUGUAGACCUACAGCUGCUGCAGUGAAAGCAGAGUGAAAGAGUUACCCCAAAAACAUAUUUGAUUUCAGCUGGUUAGGAAGAGCGCCCCCCUGUUUGGUGCAGAGAGGCGAGGUGGGCCAACCAUCAUCAUCUCAUCCCAUCACAUCCACUGGGUCUCUAGCCUCUUGUAGUAAAAAAAACAAAAACAGCAGCUCAUCCAACUGCCUCAAAAACAAAAGUUGUAAUCUAAUGCCCCUUAUUAAUUCAAGAUACAGCACGUCACCAUAGAAAUGCAUGUAACUUUCUGUAGUUUCACCUUUGUCUGACUUUAUGAGAAAUGGGGGUGUAUCUUUCGGGUAUAGUUCUUUUAUUUUUUAUUGGUUCACAAACAAAUUGCGUGUGGGGGUGGGUGUGCCUGCAUGUGUGUGUAUGCUUGUGAGUGUGUUUGUGUACCAUUUCAAAUUCUGCCAUUUGAGUCUUUCUUUUUUCUAGCUUUCAAAUCCUUUAGUGUUCAGCUUUAGACUGUACCCGAUGCUCUGCCUAAGGCAUGAUCAGUUGCAAAGUCGACAACAUGGGGAUCCAUGCUUGGCUCCACAGCCAGUCCUAAUACUCCUCCUGUAAGUGUUGGGCUGCAGCACAUAUUCCAGAUGCUUUUUAUGGUUUCAAAAAAGAGAAAAUAAAAACCAAACAAAAAAAUGCAUAAUUAACCAAUGAGUAUUAUGCAACCCAAAGCCUCAGUCGAGCCCUGUGAAUGGCCUGUUAGCAGAGCAGAAAGCCUGGAUUACAAAGCAUAGCUGCCAGCUUUCAAAAGAGCGUGGCAUGCAUGACAUGUGCUUUUAAUUACCAGAAUCGUAGUACUGCCAUAUUCCAGUCCUAUCUUCAUACCGAUCUAGGUUAAACAGAAUCCUCGAUAUACUCCUUUUUCUACUUGCUCAGAGCCAUAUUUUAUAGGUUGUUCUUUUAUAUCCCAUCCCCCCCCCCUCUACUUUAUUUUCUGUUUUUCUUUGCUUUAUAUUGUCAGACAAAAUCAAAGACACCAAGAGUCACUGCCUAAGAAAUAAAUAAAUAAAUAACUAAAAUAUAUAAAUAAAUAAAAAGAAGACGACGGACCACUUCUCUGUUUACAGAACAAAGGCUGCAGCGUUUAGAUGAAGCCGCACUUCCCCCUACUGGCAAUUUAUGGUGUGUGGGUUUUUUUUUCUUUUGCUUUGUUUUUUUUUUCACCCUUUCUAUUUCACUUUUAGUAAAAACAUGAGGUAUUACUGUGGGGAAGCAUGUAUGAAUUUCAUAUAAAGCUCAAUGUUCUGUUCUUUUUUUACAAUUGUUGUGUAUUUUUAUAUUAAGUAACUUUUUAAUAUUUUGGAAAUAUAUAAAUUAUAGGUGUAUAGGCUUGGAAAGUCUGGUGACGUAACAAAUUUAGUCUAGUAAGCCGUAGAGUACUUCUUUUUCUGGUUUUGUUUGUUUUUGGCAGUUAUGCUAACACUUAUGCCACGUUCAAAACCAGGCUAUGGCCGUGGAUAUGAGAAAGAGAACCUGACUUAUUGUUUACUGUAAAGCCAUGGGAUGGGUCAGGCACUAAGCUGAGACCGUUUUAAAUGUCUUCUUGCCUGACCACGUUCAGUGAACGUGUUGGCCUGGGGAAAAAAGGUAUAUGUGCAUUGGCAAAAUAAAAGCCUUUUAGAAUGUAGGCUUGUUAUAUCUCCACCAAACUGGAUACUUUAUAAAUGUUACAGAGACAAUUGCAUUGCUAUGCCUAGUUCUAAUUAAGGAUUUUGUAUGUUGUUUCAAGUGGAAAGGAAAUGAUUAGAAGGCAUAUUUUCAUCAAGUAUGUACAUUUACACUGUUCGUUGAAUCACAACAUAAUUUAUUUUUAUUUAGAUUUUUUUUCCCAAGUAUCAUGUUCCAUUAGAUGAUUUGAAACCUACUCUGUUGCAAUUAUUAGAUGCUGAUGUGUUUGUGUGUGUGUGUGUGUGUAAUAUAUAUGCACAUACACACAUACAUACAACAUACAUAUUCACAAAUAUGUGUGUGUACAUUUUUUUUUAAGUUUACUUCACGCAUGUACCAUGUGCUACAUUCAGUGUAGUUUCAAAGAGCAGUCAGUGGUUACCAAGCGAAGCUUUAAGAAAGUUCUGCCAAAGUGUUGUUUUUGUACAAACAUUAAUUUGUCAUUUUAAUAUUGUUCUUUCUCCAAGUUCAGUUCCCUUCAUAAAAAUGUUGGUGAUAAAACACUACUUUGCUCCCACACCUCAUAGUCCUAUUCAGAGUUCUUGGUCAGUCCCUAAAGAUGUUCAGGAGUACUUGUGAAAGGAACUCUUAAGCUCUUUUUUUUUUUCUCCCCUCUACAUCUUUUGGAUGUUCAGCAGCUGUACACUGAUGUGAAUCAACCAUUUGAAUUUAAAAUGUUAGUCCAGUUUAGCUUUGCAGGACAAUUUGGUAUUGCACAAGCCUGUCAUGUUGCGUAGUGUAAAAAAUUAAGAAGGUUAUGGAUGGUGUGCAAUAGCUUGAAUUUGACCGCAUUGCUACCCUAUUGAAAUUUGCUCAUAGCUCUUGUAUGGUUGGGAGUUCAGGAGUUGAUCCAUCACAAUUGUAAAUAAAAAAUUGCAUUUUGAAACUGGAAUAUUAGUCACAACCACCUAUUUUGCAUAUUUACAUAAGCGAAAUCAUGCAAACGUUGUAUUUAUGAGGAGGACAAAAAAGAAACAGAAAAACUCUGUACUUCAUAUGAAUACAGUAAUAAGCACUGGUGUUAUUUUUGUAUAAACAUAAUAUCAUCUAUGUGGCAUGCAUGACUUAUAAACAAAUUGGUGGUUCAAAGCAAUAUGUACAACCUGGUGUGAGUGGUAUUUCUAGUGUCCUGUGUUGCUUAAAAGAAAAAUCCUUUAACUGUU